Messenger RNA from Galeopterus variegatus (Sunda flying lemur), 427 nucleotides. Its product is annotated as dedicator of cytokinesis protein 7-like. NCBI's taxonomy places the organism in Eukaryota, Metazoa, Chordata, Mammalia, Dermoptera, Cynocephalidae. The transcript has 3 exons. Gene Ontology annotation, biological process: positive regulation of GTPase activity; axonogenesis; small GTPase-mediated signal transduction. The coding region runs from base 123 to 389 and encodes 88 amino acids. Gene Ontology annotation, molecular function: guanyl-nucleotide exchange factor activity. The record is from RefSeq and is a predicted model, not a curated record.
UAUUAUAAUUUUGAAUUAAUGUUUUAGAAAUUUUUUACUAUAGUAAUCUCAGCAUACUGUGAAAAACAAAAAGACUUUAUAUUAACGUUUCUUCAUUUUCCUAAACCUAGGAUGGUAAGCGGAUGUUUGGCACCUAUUUUCGUGUUGGUUUUUAUGGAACCAAAUUCGGGGAUUUGGAUGAACAGGAAUUUGUUUACAAGGAGCCUGCAAUAACCAAACUUGCAGAGAUAUCUCACAGAUUGGAGGGAUUUUAUGGAGAAAGAUUUGGAGAGGAUGUGGUUGAAGUAAUCAAGGACUCUAAUCCUGUAGACAAGUGUAAAUUAGAUCCUAACAAGAUGGUCGUGCCCAUGGGGAACUUCAUGAACAAUUCAAAAGAAAGACCAUUCUGACUACAUCUCAUGCCUUUCCUUAUAUUAAAACAAGGGUC